CACCACAACUCCAAUGCUCUCUCACCAGACCCACAAACAAGCUAGUGGCCCUUAUUUUCUACCAUUUUGCUGCUUGUUUGGUCAAGAAUAAGAGCCAUUCUCCUUCAGAGUUGGGCAAUCAAAACACUAGCACAACAAAAAUGGUUACUCAAGCUCUGGUUUCAUCUUCUAUUGCCUCCUCCGUGGAGGCUACUAGACAGAUUCUAGGAGGAAGGCCAGCCCUAUCUUCUACUAGGAGGGUCUCCUUUGUUGUUAGGUCAGCAGCUACUCCCCCUGUUAAGCAAGGAGAUAGACAGCUGUGGUUUGCUUCUAAGCAGAGCCUUUCUUAUUUGGAUGGCAGCUUACCCGGUGACUACGGAUUCGACCCGCUUGGGCUCUCCGACCCAGAAGGCACAGGAGGCUUCAUCGAGCCCAAAUGGUUAGCCUACGGAGAGGUCAUCAACGGCCGGUAUGCUAUGCUAGGGGCGGUCGGUGCAAUUGCACCGGAAAUCUUUGGGAAGCUCGGCCUCAUCCCACCGGAAACCGCCCUCCCUUGGUUCAAAACUGGUGUGAUUCCACCAGCCGGAACAUACGACUACUGGGCAGACCCUUACACACUAUUUGUGCUGGAAAUGGCACUGAUGGGCUUUGCAGAGCACAGGCGAUUCCAAGACUGGUACAAUCCCGGGUCCAUGGGGAAACAGUACUUUUUGGGGUUGGAGAAGUACUUGGGCGGGUCGGAUAACCCAGCUUACCCUGGUGGACCCCUCUUCAACCCACUAGGGUUCGGGAAGGACGAGAAAUCUUUGAAGGAAUUGAAGUUGAAAGAGGUCAAGAAUGGGAGGUUGGCCAUGUUGGCUAUAUUGGGUUACUUCAUACAAGGGCUGGUGACCGGGGUUGGACCCUUCCAGAAUUUACUGGAUCAUUUGGCGGAUCCCGUGAACAACAAUGUCUUGACUAGCCUCAAGUUCCAUUGAGAGAACCCAUAAUCUCUCUCUUUCUCACUCCCUCUUUUGCGAAAUCAUGUGCAGACUUUAUUUGGUGUAUCUAUGUGUAACCUGUAAAACAAAUGAAGUAUUCUGGGUUUGAGACCCUUCUAGUGUUGACAUUUCUAUUUGGUGUGAGCUUCAA
Rhododendron vialii is the source of this 1110-nucleotide messenger RNA. Its product is annotated as chlorophyll a-b binding protein 8, chloroplastic. Gene Ontology annotation, cellular component: plastoglobule; chloroplast thylakoid membrane. The record is from RefSeq and is a predicted model, not a curated record. Lineage: Eukaryota; Viridiplantae; Streptophyta; Magnoliopsida; Ericales; Ericaceae. Bases 141 to 956 code for a protein of 271 amino acids. The transcript has 3 exons. Gene Ontology annotation, biological process: photosynthesis, light harvesting in photosystem I; response to light stimulus.